This is a messenger RNA of Exophiala xenobiotica, 642 nucleotides long. RefSeq lists its product as uncharacterized. The coding region runs from base 1 to 642 and encodes 213 amino acids. NCBI's taxonomy places the organism in Eukaryota, Fungi, Ascomycota, Eurotiomycetes, Chaetothyriales, Herpotrichiellaceae. The transcript has a single exon. The record is from RefSeq and is a predicted model, not a curated record.
AUGUCUGACAAAGCGCAAGAUCAGCAUGGCAAGCCUAUGCCAGGUUCAGCUUCUACCUCGCCCAUUAAGGAAGCGACUAGCACGUCAGCUUCUUCGAACACUUCAUCUCCAGCAUCAUCUCCAGGUCGGCAGGACAAGCCACCCAGCAUACUGGACAGGAUUUUCACAUCCAAGAGCAAGGGAGUGAAAGAUCUAGUUCUUCGAGACAUAAAAAUUCGGACAGAAUCGGACAAUAAGACUAGGAAACAAGCCGAAGAGCACGCACGCAAAGCUCAAGGAGCUGCGGAGGACAAGGCUAGUGAGAAGAAACACAGAGCUAGCAAAGACAAUGCACAACAAUACAGCGACGAUAAGAAGUCGAAGAAGGCAGAGGAAAAGAAAACAAAGCAACAAUAUGAUAGUGGCGUAUUCUGGGGCUUCGAUCCAAAUGCAGGUAGGCUUCGCUCAGAGAGCAGAAACUCAACCACCGGGAAGGUUGGGGCUGGCUUGGAUAAGUCAUUGCUACAGCCUUCGGAAAUCUUGAACCCAAGGCCUGUUCGUGGAGAGACAUGGGGCGUGCAUCAUGGCAAACCUGAUAAGCACGACCGUUUUGGAGUUGCCAUCCAUCUGGAGGACGAGGCCGGUAUUGGGAGCUCUUGCUGA